Messenger RNA from Alosa alosa (allis shad), 3379 nucleotides. Its product is annotated as ras-related protein Rab-35. The transcript is spliced from 6 exons. Gene Ontology annotation, molecular function: GTPase activity; GTP binding. Gene Ontology annotation, cellular component: plasma membrane; endosome membrane. The record is from RefSeq and is a predicted model, not a curated record. NCBI's taxonomy places the organism in Eukaryota, Metazoa, Chordata, Actinopteri, Clupeiformes, Clupeidae. Gene Ontology annotation, biological process: endocytic recycling. Bases 266 to 871 code for a protein of 201 amino acids.
UGGUUAGCCAGCUAGCCUGUUUGUGCUCGCAGGAACUGUUAAUCGGUGAUGUCGAUGGGUGUGAUCCUGCUUUAGCUCUACGAUACCUUUGUAAUAUACCCGCCGGCAAAGGGGAGAAAUUCCAGGAGAAGGAAAUCUAGCUGACUCUCAGCCGGGGGAGGGUGACGCUAACUAGCUGCAUCCCUGGACAGCUCUUUUUGGGCGUUAAACAUUCUGUGGGGGGAACCGAGGAUACGUCGAAUAGUCGAAAACCCCAACCACCGCGAUGGCGAGAGACUACGAUUACCUCUUUAAGCUCCUCAUUAUCGGUGACAGCGGUGUGGGGAAAAGCAGUCUGCUGCUCAGGUUCGCCGACAACACAUUUUCAGGUAGCUACAUCACCACAAUUGGCGUGGAUUUUAAGAUCCGGACAGUGGAGAUCAACGGCGAGAAGGUGAAGCUGCAGAUCUGGGACACAGCUGGACAGGAGCGCUUCCGCACCAUCACCUCCACAUACUACAGAGGGACGCACGGGGUGAUCGUGGUCUAUGAUGUCACCAGCGCAGAGUCAUUCGUCAAUGUCAAGCGGUGGCUCCACGAAAUCAACCAGAACUGUGAUGAUGUCUGUCGAAUAUUAGUGGGCAACAAGAAUGACGACCCGAACUCCAAAGUAGUGGAGACGGCCGACGCGCAGAAGUUUGCUGAGCAGAUGGACAUCAGGCUGUUCGAGACCAGUGCCAAGGAGAACAUCAACGUAGAGGAUAUGUUUAACUGCAUCACAGAGCUAGUGUUGAAGGCCCGGAAAGAGUCGGUCGCCAAGCAACAGCAGCAGCAGCAGAGCGAAGUGGUGAAACUCAGCAAGAACAGCAAACGCAAGAAAAAGUGCUGCUGACAGACUGGACCCUUAUCACACUCGUAUCACCCAUGCACAUGUACAUACACACACACACACACACACAGACACAUGCUUACAUACACACAACAGACAAACACAGCCAUCAUUGAACUGACAGAGAGGGAGAGAAACUAGGAAAGAAUAAUCUGACGCCAACCCCCAGAGACGGACUCCACUCAGAAAAAAAGAGAAGAAAUAUAUCUAUUUAGAGAUUUAAUCAAAGAAAAGAAAGAAAAAAAAAAACAUGGACUUUUGGGAUCUUAAGGACAUGUGCAAACUCAAAUGUACAGUUUUUAAUCAGGACGGAAACAAACGGCGCAUCUCCCCGUCUCCAGGGGAACCAUCGCCGCGGCGACUGUCAGAUUUUUAUGGAGAUAAAAAAAUUAUAUAUAUUUUUUCUGUUCUUGCAUUCGCAUUCAAACUCCCCCACCCCAUCCCUUACAGCAUGCUUCCCUACCUUCUCUCUCCCUGUUAUAAGGAGAGUUGAAGACAUCUGGCCUAUUUUUUUUUGUUUUAUAAAUUCCCUCUGAAUGCAAAGUUCCAGCAGAGAGACGUCUGUGAUCCAAGUCAACUAUGUCAGAGUGGACUGUGCUGAAACAAACAAUUAUGAAGACGAUGGCAGCAGCCAGCUGAAAAGUGCUGGUGUCGGAAUUCAUAUCGGCAAAACGGAUCCAACAGACCAGCCAACAAGAAAUCUGCCAUUCUCCUACUUCUUAAUGUUUAUUAUUGGAGCCCCCAGUCCUGUCGCCAGUUUUGCUACCCCCCUUGUGUUUUGGUGAUUUUUACACUUUAAAUGAAGACAAACUAUCUGUGGCCACCAUGGACCAAUCUCACUCCACCCCUUUCCCCACUUUCCCUGCCAAUCUCUCAGAGAGAAAGUUAUGCCUUUUUUUUUUGUUCUAUCUUUUCUUUUUGUAAAUUUGUAUUUUUUUACUAACAAACUACACCACUGUAAAAAAAAAGCUAUCAAAAAAACAAAACAAAUGUGCUUAGAGAUGAAAAGGUGUUAAGGGUCUAAGCCUGUCUUGGACUACUGCCACAGAAUCAGACCUUGGAGCCAGUAGAGUCGCACCAGAACUUUACUGUCAAACCCAAGACAACUGGACAUGCAUUCUCGUAAGCUGUGCUAACUACAACACCGGACAUCUCUGUGUUCAAAUAGGCACGGGUUCUAACAGGAAGCAGGGCCGUGGUUCUCUGUGGUAAAUGCAUUAGCGGUGAUGAGUAAGUUGGGCUUGGGUUAGGGCUUCUGCUGAUGUGUGGCAGGCAAUGCCAUGGCACUGGUCAUGUCUGCAGGAGACUGAGAAGAAAUGUUGGACCUUUGCGGGCUGUCAGUACCACCUUGCAAGCCUCAUGCCAAAUUCACACACACCUCCGCAUCCAACAUCUCCAUCACUCAUACACACACACACACACACACACUCAUACACACGCUUGCGUACAGUCAUAUAUAUAUAGAUGUGAGUGCCAGUCAGACGUGGAUGCCAUAAUCUCUCUCUACAGGGGCUCCCAGGCCGUAGAAGCUGAGCCCCCAAACCACCAGCACUUAAUCUGGGAGAGAGAUCACUAUGACUGAGUCAGUACAUGGAGGGUGGUGGCUUUUGAGGUUGAUGGUUCAUUUCGCUGGUUACUUUGUGACUAUGUGACAAUAAAGGCCUACUACUACUACUACUUUUGCGUGUUUGGGACCAGGCCGAUGGUUUUCACAGGCACUGACCACACUGUGUAGUCUUAAACAGUUGCCAUGGGCACGGGCAAUAUUAUGGCCAUCUUGAGACUUGAGCAUCAGUAUGUUUAUUAUAGAGCCGGCCGCUGAUUGACAACCAGACUGGCCAGUGACGUGUGCCAAUUACUGGAGAAGCACAGGCGGAAAUCCCGCCCACCGCAGCAGCCAAAACGAGAAAAAAAGGAAAGCUCCUCCAUGCAGAACCGAUGGCUGAGGGGUUGACGUUAAAGAACAAAAUGAACAUAUCUGAACAAUGAAAAGUUUAAACCAGCAUGCUUGUAAAAAAAGAAAUGCUUUUAAAGGAAGUGUGUGAUUAGUUUGACAGCUCAAAUGUCAGCAUUUCAUAGAGCUGUAGAGUGACUGGACAAAGCUUAGCAGGUUGACUUAAUGAGUUCCCCGUCACUUCCCCCGAGCCUGGGGUGACGAUUACAGUUUUAAUCUUCACUGCUCAGACAGCCGCCUUUACAAACCCAGGAGAAAUGGGAGCCCCACAAAAAAGCUCAUUUACAAAAACAUAAAGUUUGAAAGAUCAUCAUCCUGUUUAUUUAUGUGUGGAUAUCAAUGUUACCACACACUGUGUGCACAUGCAUAUGCACAAACGACACAUAUACAAACACGCAUGUGUGUAUAUAGACACCGGUAUAUGCGUCUGUUUUGUGUGUUUCUAUAUGUGUUUAUGUACUGGUCUGGUGUACACUGGAAAGAUGAAAUGUUGCCACUGAAGUCAUUGUUUGCCCCAUCAUGAAUCUAACCAAUAAUAAACAUUUUAAGAGAAUGGA